Columba livia (rock pigeon) is the source of this 4850-nucleotide messenger RNA. Its product is annotated as aryl hydrocarbon receptor-like. Bases 104 to 2788 code for a protein of 894 amino acids. Gene Ontology annotation, molecular function: nuclear receptor activity; protein dimerization activity; transcription cis-regulatory region binding. Lineage: Eukaryota; Metazoa; Chordata; Aves; Columbiformes; Columbidae. The transcript has 10 exons. The record is from RefSeq and is a predicted model, not a curated record. Gene Ontology annotation, cellular component: aryl hydrocarbon receptor complex; nucleus. Gene Ontology annotation, biological process: xenobiotic metabolic process; regulation of transcription by RNA polymerase II; response to xenobiotic stimulus.
CGGGGGGGCGGGGAAGGAGCCGGGGGCGGCCGCCCCGACAUCCUCCUUAAACCCCGCCCGGGGCACAGCCACCCGUUCUCCGCAUCCCGGUGCUGCCGGCGGGAUGUUCACCGGGAUGUUCGCCAGGAGGAAGAGGAAGAAGCCGAUGCCGAAGAGCCACAAACCACCACCCCCUGAAGGUGUGAAGUCCAACCCCUCCAAGCGGCACAGAGACAGACUCAACCAGGAGCUGAACAAGCUGACUGGCAUGCUGCCCUUCCCUGAAGAUGUACGCAUCCAGCUUGAUAAACUCUCCGUUCUCCGACUGGCUGUUGGGUACCUGAAGGUGAAGAGCUACUUGAUGGCCACAGCUACGAACAUUGGUGACCGUAUGCUGGAUCAGCCCAGGGCCCCAGGAGGAACUGGAUGGAUGGACCUGCAGGUUAACAGGGAGCUGUUUCCUGAGGGGGAACUGCUGCUUCAGGCACUCAAUGGAUUUGUCAUUGCUGUGACUGGAGAUGGCUACAUCUUCUACAUCUCUCCUACUGUGAAGGACUACCUGGGCUUUCAUCAGUCGGAUCUCAUCUACCAGAGUGUGUACGAGCUGAUCCACGCAGAUGACAGAGCCACCUUCUGCCAAGAGCUGCACGGUGCCCCAGAGCCCAGCAGCACCCAGCACACUGCCCAUGGCCUUCCCACCAACCAGCUGCUGCCAGCUGUAUGCAGCACCAUGUCCAGCCCCAAAAAAUGCUUCUUUGUGGAGAGGAGCUUCACCUGCCGCUUCCGCUGCCUGCUGGAUAAAUCCUCAGGAUUUCUGGCCUUACAUUUCCGUGGGCGCUUGAAAUUCCUCCUUGGGCAGCAGAAGGCCUUGGACAGGUCCCCACUUGCCCUCUUUGCCAUCGCGACUCCCCUCCAGCCGCUUUCCAUCCUGGAGCUUCAGAUCAAGACGCUGAGAUUCCAGGCAAAGUUCAAGCUGGACUUCACUCCCACAGCAAAUGAUUUCUGGGGGCAGGCUGUCCUGGGGUACACAGAAGCGGAGCUAUGCAGCAGGGGGUCCGGGUACCAGUUUUUGCAUGUGGGUGACUUGAUGUACUGUGCGGAGAGCCAUGUGAGAAUGAUGAAGACGGGGGAGACUGGGGUGAUGUCUUUCCGGCUGCUGACCAAGAAGGGCAACUGGGUGUGGGUUCAGAGCAAUGCCUGGCUGGUGUACAAAGGAGGCAAGCCUGACUGCAUCAUUGCCCAGAAUCGAGUCCUGUCGAAUGAAGAAGGGGAGGAACAUCUGCGAAAGAGGAACCUGCUGCUGCCUUUUGUCUUUGCUACGGGGGAUGCAGUCCUGUAUGGGAAUGACCUGGACCCCUUCCAGGAUAAGGGGGAGUUGCAGACACAGGCAAACUCUCACUUGAAGCAGAGCUUGGUAGACCCAAAUUUUCUUCUUGGGGCCAUGAUGAAGCAGGAUGCAUCCAUAUCCAUCUCUCACAGUGAUAACAUGUCUCAGUUUUCCUUGCCAGAUCUCACCACUGAGUCUGAUGGACCAAGCCAGAGUGAGGAAGUUGGUGAUGCUAAGGACAGCGACUCCCUCCUGGAUAUUGAAACCCUCUUUGAGAAGAGCAAGGUGGAUGGAAAUAUCUGCCAAACCACUCAGAGCCUCAAUGUGGACAAUGCAGAGCUGCAGUGGUGGGAGGAGGUUCUGCUCAUCUUGGGUGCAGAGGAGGAGCUGGCAGCUCAGGUGGUUGGUGAGAGGCUAGGCACUGAGGUGACCUCCUGUGUAGAGCAGAUGCUCCUUGGGGAAGAUGCUGGGAAGAGCAUGGACUUCUCACACUGCUGUGCAUCACCCUGCCAUGAGGAAAACAGUGCUGUGGCUCCCUUCCAGCACUGCUGGGCAACUAAUUCAGCACUUCGAGAACAACCACAGCCUCAGGCACCUGGUGCACAAGACCAAGAUGCUGGGGUCUCUCUAGUCUCUGUUAUAUCUGAGGUCAGCUAUGCUCAACCAGAACUGCAGGUCCUGUUUAACCCAGCUGGGCUGGUGCAGGGGACUGUUAGGGAUGUCUUGGGCUCCAGCAGUAAGCCCUCUAUUGCACUUCAGCUGGCAGACCUUGAGCAAGCACCUCAAACAGAACUUGCCACCUCUGCUGCUGUAGAUAAUGUUAUUCCUGAUGAUGAGAGCCAGCCCAGGUGCGAGCUGAUGGGCUCAAGCUGCCCACCUCCCUUGCACUCAAAUGCGCUAGUGACUCGGUGGCAUGAUGUCCCAGCCCAGGUAAACCCAGCCAGUGCUUUGGGUCAGUGCACUUCCCCUGGAAGUUGCCCAUCAGAGGCUUGGGUGUCCACAGCUCCAAAACAGCUGGAAGCAGCAGGAACACACCUGAAGUCACAAUAUCUGCUGGCUGGCAGCUCCGAGAGCCCCUCAGGGGCUGGGCUGUGGUCACUGCCCUCCCAACCUGCUCCUUGCCCUGCACAAGGCUUGCAUGAGUCCUUGUUCUCUGCGGUUGGGGACCUCUGCGAUGAGGAUGCUGCUCUCCCUGCACCAGCAUCAGCACACCUAGGAGUCAGCCAGCUGCCAGGGGAUGGUGGCUUCCCCAAAGAGCUUCCGAUACUCCCUCUGGAGCCCAGCUUUUCUUGGAAAGGGGAGCAGGGUGAGUGGUUCCUGCAGGCUGGAGCAGGUCCUCAGGGAUGUGGUGAGGCAGGCCUGGUGCAACAUGGUGGACUCCUGUUGGGGUCCAGCAUGGAUCCCAGCACCCAGCAGGUGGACCUUGUGUCGCUACCUGAGUGCCAGUACGGAAAUAACCUUUUUGGAGACGAGUGUCUCUAAAACAUCCCUUCCCCAGGAGUGGGGUGCUUUGCCUUUUGCUGGUGAGAGCCACCCUGGGGCAGCACAUUCCUCACCAGGCUCGGUUUUGAGGUGCUCAGCAGCUGUCCCUGCAAAGGUGGGCACAGGAGUACACUUCUCUGAGCAGGACACUGGCUCCGCAUCAGCAUCCUUCAUGGUGGGGCAGCUGCUCUGUGCCUGUGAGGUCCAGCUGAAGGUGAGAUGUGAGGGCUGCAGGACCUGAGGGAUGUACCAGCUUGUGCGGACAGAGCAAGGGGCGGUGCUGGGGGAUGCAGGCACAACAUCAGUUGUGGGCAGCCUGUUUUAAAGCCUCACUGUGCACUAGGAGCCACAUUUUGAAAAGCCACCAGCAAUUAUGAGCUCUUCUGGCUAUGAGUGGUGCCCCAUGCUUUGUGGUCACUCAGGAUUUUGUCUUCCAGUGCCUGAAACGAGGUGGCCUAGCAGAGUUUUCAAGCAGCCUAGGAUGAACUGUGUUGUACUUUUUCCAUUGGAAGGUUUUCAGGGAGAGGCAGCCCUGCCAGAGGGGCGGUCUGUCAGAAUCUUGCCAGUCUGUGCUUUCCUGACAAUAUCUUGCAGAGCUGCUGGCCUUACAGGCACCACAGCAGUGAACUGCUGUUUCUUGGUGCAGCAUGGUCUCCUCAUCACCUGUAUGUGUGGACCACCCUCAUCAUGUUACUGUUCGGUCCCCUGCAUCAUCUCCACCUGCCUGAGCCCCUCUGCUCCUUGCUCCCUCCCUCUUGUGCUCUCCAUCUCCUCUCCUCCUGAGUCCCUGGUGACCCAGUUCGUUUAGAUAAGAUGUUACCAAGCACUUUGAGAAGCUCAGCAGCAUUUGAAGGGUCUCUGUGGGAGGUGGAGUUGCUGAGAGCAUAGGCACCUUGGGAUUUUGGGCUCCUCAAGGAGUGGGGGAGAAGCAGGUACUGGGUUGUGACCUUCCUUUACUUGAGGGUGGGGAAGGUCCAGCCAAACUCCCCUUUGGUUUGUCAUUGUCUUGUCCAGUGCAAUCAGAUGGAGGAACAAGGGCACUCACUCCUGCAGUUCCACAGGACCGUGUGGUUUUGCCAAAACAGUAAGAAAGAAAGGCAGGGAGGGAUGCAGUGACUGCUGUCUGCCCCUCUGCUCCAGACCCAUUUUCUGCCCUUCAAACCGUUGUCCUGGAGGCCAGCACCAUCACUUUGUUGAAUUCCCUUUCUUUUGUAUUUUUAACCUAACAGGUGAAUUUUUUUUUUUUUCCCACUGCAGUGCAAAUCAGUCAGGGAAAACCCACAAAAAAAACAAUGAUGGGGGGGAUGGAUCUUUGAUUUGAGACCAGAUGUGGCAAGCCAACUUGAUCAGAGAGGUCAGAGGUUGAGGACCUUCCCCCCCCUUGCACCCAUCACCCUGACCACCACAUCUGCUUCUUGCACCAGAAUUAAGCAUGUACUGCUUGCCAAGUGAGUAAAAUCAGGUAAUCAGCGCAGGGCUAGCCCAGCAGCAAGCCUGCAAGUGUCCCGGUAUAGGGCAGCCUCAUCUCUCUGGGUCUUUUCCUUCGUGCCCUGCUUUGCCUCGCUGUGCUGGGGUUCCAGGGUGGGAGCAGAGCAAUGUUGGAGAUGUAAUGGACCGCCCUGAAGUGGCCUGGAGGAGCACCUAGGAUGGGGUAAGGAGUUGACUGGCCAUGAUACAGAGCCUCACAACUCAGCGGAUCCAAAAAGCAGCAGAAUGCGCUCUGCCUACCAGCCUUUCUUGUCCUGGCACUUGCAACACGAUAGGAAACUGCCCUGCUCCAGCCAGGGUGUGCCGACAGGUGUGCCUUGAGUGGGGGGCAACCCCCCCUCCCCGGUUCUGUUGGUUGGGGCUGAGACAGACCCCUGGUGCACUGUUACUUGUGUUUUAUCUCUUUAUACACUGCGUAUGUGCAUGUAACAUCUAUUUGUGUGGCAGUGCCUCAUUUUACGCUUUGUGACUUCUUUGUAUUGCUGUUGGCAGACGGAUGAUGCCGAAGAGAAAAAGAUGUCCUGAAACUCACCCCCUGCAUUUGGUUACGUAUUAAAAGGCGAUUUGCUUUGUA